GCCAAUAGCAACCAGAGAGAAGUAAUUAUGAAGACCUCUCAGUGCCAAACCAGAGUAUCUCAGAGCGGCAGCGCGAGCUACAUGAGCAGCCUCAGCACCAGCGCAAUGAACCCGCUCAGCAGCGCGAGCCUCAUCCUCCUUGUUCUCCUCAUCUCAGCGAUCCCCAUCUGCAAAAGUUCUCCAAUACAACAGCAGAGAGCAACACUAGACCAGUACCAGCUUCUCAACCAGCUAGAAGAUGUGUGCUCAUCCUACCUUUCUGCAGACCUGCCAUUUCGGAUACCCAAUGUUUUAGGAGAACUCUGUGUGUUGAUGCUUGUACAGAAGUCUAAGAAAGGAUGGGACAAUCCUAGUAAAGGGUCCCCUGUGAUGCACCCUCUCCUGCAGCUAGUUCCUCUACUCCAUACCAGACGAGAGAGAGGAGAGGAGUUUGUAUUCCGCGAUAAUCUCCAGGGACCUGGGGGUAUUCAGAGCAGAGGGUACUUCUUAUAUCGGCCAAGAAAUGGAAGAAGAUCCCUAGAAUUUGAGUAAAUAGUCCCUACUAUACGUUGUACAGAGAUGACACAGAACCAGAUAACCAAACAGGCACAACCAUCUUAGAGUGGUCCAGACCUCCACCAAAACGAUGUUGAAAGAAUGAAGAAACUAAAUGAAGAACAAAGAAAUGAGAGUCUAAGUAAAAUAAUCUUUGUUUGUCCAAAAGUCUUAUUUGUGUUUUGAUGAUGUGUCUUUUGAAUUAAAAGCAUUGUUAUAUGGUUAUCUUUGUGAUUGCAUGAUUUUGCAAAAAGACAGAUACUGCUUAUGAAACUUGCACAAAGAGGUUGUCACGAAUUACUAAGGUGGGUGGAAUCAGGCGCAGAGAGCAGGUUUCAAUUAUUAGACAGUUUAUUCUCCGGCGCACAAAACACGGUCAACCCAACACACAGGGUGAAUAUUCCAACGCAGGACCAAAAUAGUCCGGAGAAUAAAACUCAUGAACACCACCAAAUAACAGGAAUACAAAAACAAUCCCGCACAAAACAAGGGCGGGACAACCUACUAAAUAUAAGGACGCCAAUUAAACUAAAAUACACACAGGUGAAACUAAUAAGACAAAACCAACAGACAAACGAAAAAGGGAUCGGUAGUGGCUAGUAGGACGGUGACGACGACCGCCGAGCACCGCCCGAACAGGCAGGGGAGCCAACUUCGGCGGAA
Oncorhynchus keta (chum salmon) is the source of this 1197-nucleotide messenger RNA. RefSeq names its product neuromedin U (gene nmu). The transcript has 9 exons. The record is from RefSeq and is a predicted model, not a curated record. Gene Ontology annotation, molecular function: neuromedin U receptor binding. Gene Ontology annotation, biological process: regulation of smooth muscle contraction. Bases 28 to 531 code for a protein of 167 amino acids. NCBI's taxonomy places the organism in Eukaryota, Metazoa, Chordata, Actinopteri, Salmoniformes, Salmonidae.